Bufo gargarizans (Asiatic toad) is the source of this 2880-nucleotide messenger RNA. RefSeq names its product bone morphogenetic protein 2 (gene BMP2). Gene Ontology annotation, molecular function: cytokine activity; BMP receptor binding; growth factor activity. The transcript has 2 exons. Gene Ontology annotation, cellular component: extracellular region. Lineage: Eukaryota; Metazoa; Chordata; Amphibia; Anura; Bufonidae. Bases 64 to 1089 code for a protein of 341 amino acids. The record is from RefSeq and is a predicted model, not a curated record. Gene Ontology annotation, biological process: negative regulation of transcription by RNA polymerase II; BMP signaling pathway; SMAD protein signal transduction.
GGCCGGGCAUCUCCUGAGGAGUCACAGGGCAUCCUCAACCAGUUUGAGCUUCGCUUACUCAACAUGUUCGGUUUGAAGAGGCGUCCAACCCCUGGCAAAAAUGUGGUAAUCCCUCACUACAUGCUGGAAUUGUACCAUCUGCAUUCGGCCCAGCUGGCUGACAACCAAGACAAGCCCCCCAUGGAUUAUCAGAAGGAGCGUGCAGCCAGCCAAGCAAAUACAGUGAGGAGCUUCCACCAUGAAGAUUCUCUAGAAGAUCUUCCAGAAUCUGGAGAAAAGACUGUUCAGCGUUUCUUCUUUAAUUUGACUUCCAUUCCUAAUGAAGAGCUCAUUACAUCUGCUGAACUUCGGAUCUUUCGAGAGGAAGUUCAAGAGUCCUUUGAAAAGAACAGCAGCAAAGCCCUCCGUAUUAAUAUUUAUGAUAUUAUCAAACCAGUUGCUGCUUCCUCUAGGGGACCUGUCACAAGACUGUUGGACACCCGACUGAUACAUCAUAAUGUGAGCAGAUGGGAAAGCUUUGAUGUCACCCCAGCUAUUAUAAGGUGGAUUGCACACAGACAGCCUAACCAUGGGUUUGUUGUUGAAGUAACUCAGUUAGACUAUGAGAAAAAUGUCCCUAAGAGACAUGUGAGAAUAAGCAGAUCUUUAUUGCCCGAUAAAAAGCAUUGGUCCCAAAUAAGGCCCCUUUUAGUAACUUAUGGCCAUGAUGGCAAAGGACACCCUCUACAUAAAAGAGAAAAACGGCAAGCAAGGCAGAGGCAGAGGAAACGGCUUAAAUCAAGUUGUAGAAGACAUCCAUUAUAUGUAGACUUCAGUGAUGUUGGCUGGAAUGAUUGGAUUGUUGCGCCACCUGGGUACCAUGCCUUCUACUGCCAUGGAGAAUGCCCAUUUCCCUUGGCAGAUCAUUUCAACUCUACAAAUCAUGCCAUUGUACAAACAUUGGUGAACUCUGUUAAUUCCAACAUCCCUAAAGCUUGUUGUGUCCCGACAGAACUGAGCGCCAUCUCUAUGCUCUACCUUGAUGAAAAUGAAAAAGUUGUGCUGAAAAAUUACCAAGACAUGGUUGUGGAAGGGUGUGGGUGCCGUUAACGAAGUAUAACUUACAAGAAAACAACACAAACACACACAAAGUUGACACUUUAAUAUUUCCCAAUAGAGACUUUAUUUAUGCAAUGAAAAGCUAAAAACCGUUAUUUUGAAUAUAUAUUUAUGUGUACGAGAAAGUUGGGAAGCAAAUAUUUUAAUCUAAGAAAUAUUAUUUCCCCUCCCCCCUUUUUUUUUUUUUUUUUUUAAGUUGUACAUUUUAUACGGGUUUUGUACCCAGCACAUGAAGUAUAAAGGUCAGAUUCUUAUUUUGUAUUUAUUUUCCAUUAUAACCACUUUUUAGAAAAAAAAUAGCUGUUUUUUUGUAUUUAUAUGUAUUCAAAAGAAAUAUAGGGUUUGUAAAUAUGUUUGAAAAAAAAAAUUGUUGUAUUUAAGUUGAAAGGUAUACAUGGGAGGUAAAAGAUAAGCAAAAUUAUUUUACUUUCUUAUAUGCUACUGUUAAGGUCAUUAGUUUAAACCCAGAAGAAGGAGGUUAAUCUCAAGAAUUACCAGGACGGAUAAUAGUAUUGUGCAAUUCUCAGGCAUUCUGCAAUCACAAAUUCUUUAAAAAAAAAAAAAAAAAAAAAUCCUAAAAAUGGCCUCUCACCUCAUUUUUUUUUUUUCAGUAGACUUGAACAAUAAAAGUAUUAUUCAGUAAAAUGCAAAAACGGUCAUGAUCCGACCAAGUGUUUAACACAUGUACUAUAUAUUAAGACCUGUUGGUACAGGAUGUUUUCUCUUACGAUGGAUAUUUUUUACAAAUUAAGACUUUAAAUUAUUUAUUUAAUGCUAUUCCCUUAUGUUGUUCCUAAGUAAAAGAAUUGUAUUUCCCAUAUUCUACUGGUUCUUUUUGUUAAGAGCUGCUAUAUGUACAAUCUCUAGGUGGGUUCUAUAUGAAUUAGCAUUUAUGAUGCAACCUUCAAUUUAAUUAAAAAAGUUUCCCGUUUCAUGACACAGCUUUAGCUAACUCCUUUGAAAAACCUCGGUAUAUAAGAGUCUGUCCUCAAAACAUUAUUUUCUUAAGAUCAAUGGGGGUUUUAAAUUUCUAGAAUCUGAAUGUCCAGCGAUAUCCAUGAAUUGAGCCAUUUGAACCCCAGUUCAGAAAAUGUCACGAUGAGUUAGCCAUGUUGAAUUAUGACCUUAUUUUCAAGUUGUGUAUAAGAUGGCUUCUGGUUUCUGUUUUAACAGAUAAGUGUUUAUGGACAGAACACUCUACAGUACUUCCCUAGUUUUCUCGGUCACGUAGAUGCAUAUAAUUGUGAAUUCUACAAUUUCCAUAUAGCUAUGCUUUUUCACAGUCUGUCCUCUGCACCAUAGUAUAUUUGGAAAUAUAUUUUGCAAAAAACGGACACCAAGUGUUGAAAGAAAUUGACACACAAAAAAAAAUCACUUUUUGAAAUUCCAAAGACAUAAAAAAAGAAUUUUUUUUUAGUUAUUGGCGGUUGAUGGCGACUGCCGAUGCUACUAUUGGGUAUAUUGAAGAACAUUUUGUUCACUGAUGGUUAUUAAAGAUGGGUCUAGUUCAAUAUGCAUCAUAAAGAAUCAUUUCAUACCAGAAUAUAUUUUGCCCAUUUGUACCAGUUUCCUCUAUUCCAAGGCCUAAUACAUAUCCUAUAGUCUAGCUAAUCUAAUAUCAUGAGCUAAAGGUCACUGAAUAUAGAUUUAUUAUCCUUCUCCAGACACCACUCUUAUUUUUUUUUUGAAUUUUUUUUUUUUUCUGACAGUGUAAAUCCUGGGAUUGUGUCUCACAAAAAAAUUCUUGAAGUGUCAAAUGCAUUUUGGUUAAUAAAUGAUGAA